UAUUUGAGGAAAUGGUCACGUCACUACCAGCUCAGCCUAGAAUGUAGCAUUUGGCAAGUUAAAACUGAUUAUUUACAUUCAGUAUGUGUUUUGAAACCCAUUUAUUAUCAUUUAAGGGUUCGCCGCUGUUGUGGGACAGAAGUACAUGAUACGUUUCAGCUCCACAGGUUCAUGAACUAUACGGUUAUUUUCGCACCAGUGAGCCACAUCAGAACUUGAUUAGUUUCUCAAUGAUGAGCGCACAGACAGACACACACUGAGACAUAAACACACACAACAGCAGCAGUAUGGAUGAGAAAUACAGCAGUAAUGUCAUCUCCAGUGGUAAACUGGGGCGAGUCGAGGUUCCAAAUGCCAGACUGACACAGUACAUAGUAUUACUGUACUUUACCAAGGUGCUGAAAGCUUUUGGGAUAUUUGAGUCCUAUGAUCUUCUCAAAGUUGUGCAUAUUGUACAGUUUCUCUUCAUACUGAAAAUGGGGUGUGCAGUGAUAUUGGUUUUCUUUCAAAAGCCAUUUUCGUCAGGAAAAAUGAUCCCCAAAAGACAGUGGAUGAAAAUCCUCAAGCACUCUGUCAUGAGCUGUGUCAUCUCUCUUUUGGGUUUCUUUGGACUCACUCUCUGUGGACCGCUCAGGACACUGUUGUUGUUUGAGCACAGUGAUGUGGUGGUGAUCUCUCUCCUCAGCGUUCUCUUCACCAGUUCUGGAGGAGGGCCUUCUAAAACGAGGGGAGCUGCUUUCUUCAUUAUUGCUGUCAUCUGCCUUUUGCUCUUUGAUAAUGAUGAUCUUAUGGCAAAGAUGGCAGAGCACCCUGAAGGGCACCAUGAUAGUGCUCUUACUCAUGCCUUGUAUACAGGGAUCGCGUUUUUAGGCUUGGCAGACCACAAAGGUGGAGUGGUUCUGCUGGUUCUUGCUCUGUGCCUGAAGGUGGCCUUCCACACAGCAUCUAGAAAGUUAUCAGUGGAGAUCGGAGGAGCAAAGCGGCUUUAUGCUCUGUCCAACCUGGUGUCCGCUGUGGUUCUGCUGCCCUGGAUCAUAGUGCUGUCUGCAACCACUGAGAGCAAGGUGGAGUCCUGGUCUGGCCUCAUCAUGCCGUUUGCUAUGAUCAUUUUCUCUGUGAUGAUCCUGGACUUCUAUGUUGAGUCCAUCUGCACAGCGAAGCUUGAAGCCUCACGUUGUGCUCGCUACGGCUCCAUCUUCGUGUUUCUCAUCGGUCUGCUAUUAGCAAACUUCUGGACCCACCCGCUGACAGACCAGCUCAGAGUAAUGAGUAAACCAGGCCAGGGCAGCACUGAACAUGUGCUGUCUGGUGGAGUGCUGGUCAGCGCCUGCUUCUUCAUCAUGGCUGAUAGCGUGCUGUCAGCUCCGUCGUCAAAGGGGCAGAAGGGAACACUGGUGGGUUACUCCCCUGAAGGAACUCCUCUUUAUAACUUCAUGGGAGACGCACUCCAGCACACGUCCCAGUCUCUACCUCGCUUCAUCAAAGACUCGCUCAAACAGAUCCUUGAGGAGUAUGACUCACGGCAGAUCUUCUACUUCCUCUGCCUCAACCUGGCUUUUACAUUUGUUGAGCUCUUCUAUGGUGUGUGGACCAACAGUCUGGGGCUGAUCUCUGAUGGCUUUCACAUGCUGUUUGACUGCUCCGCUCUGGUGCUGGGUCUAUUUGCUGCCCUCAUGACCAGAUGGAAAGCAACCAGGAUAUAUUCCUAUGGGUAUGGUCGUGUUGAAAUCCUCUCUGGCUUUAUCAAUGGCCUGUUUCUCAUGGUCAUAGCUUUUUUUGUGUUUAUGGAGUCCGUCACCAGACUCGUCGAUCCUCCAAACAUCAACACAGACAUGCUAACGCCGGUGUCGGUUGGCGGGCUCCUUGUCAAUCUGGUGGGCAUCUGUGCCUUCAGUCAUGCCCACUCUCAUGGGGCCUCCAAAGGUAGCUGCUCUGGUCACGAACAUGGUCACUCGCAUCAUGGACACGGCAGUGCAGAACACAGUCAUGGAGGACAUGGACACAGUCAUGGGGGACAUGGACACUCUCAUGGACACGGACAUUCCCAUGGAUCUGCUGGGGGAGGAAUGAAUGCUAAUAUGCGAGGAGUGUUUCUGCAUGUGCUGGCUGACACGCUGGGCAGUGUUGGUGUGAUUAUAUCCACUAUACUCAUCAGACAAUUUGGAUGGCUGAUUGCAGACCCCAUUUGUUCUCUUUUCAUCUCCACACUGAUUUUUCUUAGUGUCAUUCCUUUGAUAAAGGACGCCUGUGAGGUUCUUUUACUGAGAACUCCUCCUGAACAUGAGAAAGAGCUUAACUUUGCCCUUGAAAAGAUUCAGAAAAUAGAAGGUGUUUUGUCGUACCGUGACCCUCACUUCUGGACACAUUCUGCAAAUGUCCUUGCUGGAACCAUCCAUCUGCAACUUAUGUCUGAUGUGGUGGAACAGCGAAUUAUUCAGCAGGUAUCGGCUGUGCUGAAGGAUGCUGGUGUUAAUAACCUAUCUAUUCAGUUGGAAAAAGAGGCCUACUUCCAGCACAUGUCUGGCCUAAGCACCGGAUUCCACGAAGUUAUAACCAUGACACAACAAAUGGAGUCCAUGAAAUAUUACAAAGAUGGCACAUGUAUCAUGUAAACUGUUGUUUUAAUACAUUUAAAUAUAAUGAAAUAAAGACAUUUAAGGUGU
Molecule: messenger RNA, 2663 nt
Organism: Xyrauchen texanus (razorback sucker)
Lineage: Eukaryota; Metazoa; Chordata; Actinopteri; Cypriniformes; Catostomidae
Gene: slc30a5
Product: solute carrier family 30 member 5
Exons: 16
Coding region: 288-2612 (774 amino acids)
Biological process (GO): intracellular zinc ion homeostasis; zinc ion transport; transmembrane transport
Cellular component (GO): membrane; Golgi apparatus
Molecular function (GO): zinc ion transmembrane transporter activity
Source: RefSeq, a predicted model, not a curated record